GAGGGGGGGUGAGUAGGCACUGCGGAACCCGCCGCUGGGAGCCAGAGGUGCAGCGUUUCCAGUUACGAUGUUGCCCGUCACGCCCCUGGAGUCGGCCUUGGCGGCUGGGUUUGCUGGUGCAACGCUGGGAGAGGGGCGACCCCUUGCGUCCUCUGAGGAGACAGACGAGGCUCCUGGCAGGUGCAGUAUGAUUUUUUGGAGAAUCUGGAAGGAGUGGAGGGUAAGGAGAGAUCUUUGUUAAAUGUCCAUUGAAACUCAAGGCCAAAUUGCGUGUACAUAUACUCGUUUCUUUGGAAAUUUGGGAAGGAAAUGUGUAAAACUUUUUUUUCAGUUACGGUCUAGGGGAAAAACUUUUAUGAAAGAUAAGGUAGUAGUCAAAGGUAUUUUAGGAAAAAAAUAAAAAAGCGGUCCUUACUAUUUUUCCUAAGAGACAGCUAAUGUGAACAUUUAAGAGUAUCCUUUUUGGCCUGUAGUUAAAUAGCUUCACUUUUCUACACUUUUAAAAUCUUAACUAAGGAUACAAGAGAUAGAAAAUUAAGGUGUAAGGGCUGUUUUUUUUCAAAGUUUUUUAAGUGAUCUCUUGAAUGUUUUAGUAGAAAAGUUUCUUGCCAAAAAAAAAAAAAAAAACGGCAUUUGUUUGCAGUGUUAAGUAUUGUGAAGUGUAAGGGACCAUGGUUAAUCCUCAGAUGUAGCAGAUGAAGUCACAUUAGUAUUCUCCUGUUUUCCUGACACAACUGCUGUACCAUUUGUCUGUACUUUGUGAAAACUAGUGAUCUUUAAACAUGAAUUGUGUACUUUAAAAAUAUAUGUGGAGUUAUGGGUGCAACAGAUACACAAUAACCUUUUUUUAUCUAUUUGGAUUCAUAUCAGCUUCUAGAGAUGACUAACUUUAAUUUAUUUAAGAUAAGAAUGAAAUGCAACUCUUACUUAAAACUCCCAACCAGCAAUGUUUUCAGAGGCAAGGCUUGGCUUUAAGUACAGUGCUAAAUCAAGAACCCAAAUCCAGUUCUUAACUCAUUUCCAGCUCAGCCUUUGCAACUUAGUACAGUCAGUUUCUGAGUUUCAGAUUAUACGCUAAUAAAAUUAAAGGUCAUAUCUACCAUAAUGGUAAUAACCACAAUACCUUACUGGCACAUUAAACUUUCACUUGAAUUAUUCAUUCAGACCCCUAAGUAGUAAUGUGAAGUGCGGGCAUUAAUAUUCCCAUUUUACAGAGAAAGACUCUGAAAAACAGACUAAGUAACUUAUACAAAGCCAUACAACUAGUAGGUAGAAUUUGUCUCCUGCUAGUUACACUACCUGCUGAUCCAUGUCAGAGAGAAAAUGUCAGUUAUGUCAAGUAAUAAAUCUGAUGGUCUCCAGACCAUCAUUUAUCCACUUUGUCUGAGGAAUAAGCUGUUCUGGUUGACUGGAGAUUUUUGGACUGAUACUUACAUUAGCAACCAACGUCAAAAAAUUAAUUAUUUAGUAAUAACAGUAAUAACGUAUACUAAUAGUGAAGCUUGCUAAAUAUAAUAACAUUAUUUGGUUAUUUAGAAGACAUUGUAGGAUCAUAUUAUUCCAGAAGAUUAUUGUUAGAAACAUCAUAUGCCUUUGUAGUAUACACCUAUUAAUUGGAUUUUAAUUGUCUGGAUUCUAGGUACACACAAGUUGUGAAAAGCCAUUGCGUGCAUAAUAAUUACAAAGCUUCCAUUGCACAAUCUGCGAAACUUCUAAAAAUAUUUCAUAAAUAUAUCUGAAAUAAAGGAGUAAGAAUACAGGACAAAUAAUUUUAAUGGUAAAAAAAUAAAAGCCAUCUUAUUAGAAUACUCUGGCCAUUGCUCAUGACAUUGUUUUGGAUGUGGAGCCAUUCUUUGGGAUUCUGAUACACUCUUGGUUUAAAAUGAUUGGAUUAUCUUAAAUUUACCAUCUGUUGGACAACCUAGGACGUCACAGGUAUGAACACAGUCAUCUUGAUAAAGGCUUUCACAGAAGGAAAGGCGUAUUGGUCACAUUUUACUGAUACGAAAGAGACAAAAAUGUCACACCAAAUGCAUCCUAACGUCAGUCAAGGCUGCCAAGGAGGCUGUGCGACGUGUUCAGAUUACAAUGGAUGCUUGUCAUGUAAGCCCAGACUAUUUUUUGUUCUGGAAAGAAUUGGCAUGAAGCAGAUUGGAGUGUGUCUCUCUUCAUGUCCAAGUGGAUAUUAUGGAACUCGAUAUCCAGAUAUAAAUAAAUGUACAAAAUGCAAAGCUGACUGUGAUACUUGUUUCAACAAAAAUUUCUGCACAAAGUGUAAAAAUGGAUUUUACUUACACCUUGGAAAGUGCCUUGACAAUUGCCCAGAAGGGUUGGAAGCCAACAACCAUACCAUGGAGUGCGUCAGUAUUGUGCACUGUGAGGCCAGUGAAUGGAGUCCUUGGAGUCCAUGCAUGAAGAAAGGAAAAACAUGUGGCUUCAAAAGAGGGACUGAAACACGGGUCCGAGAAAUAACACAGCAUCCAUCAGCAAAGGGUAACCUGUGUCCCCCCACCAGUGAGACAAGAAAGUGUACAGUGCAAAGAAAGAAGUGUCAGAAGGGAGAACGAGGAAAAAAAGAAAGGGAGAGGAAAAGAAAAAAACUUAAUAAAGAAGAAAGUAAGGAUGCAAUACCUGAUAACAAAGGUCUGGAACCCAGCAGAGAAACUCCAGAACAACGAGAAAACAAAGACAAACAGCAGCAGAAGAAGCGAAAGGUCCAAGACAAACAACAGAAAUCGUCUGUGGAUCUCUUUUGGGGAUUGAAGUCACCCUAGCUGAAGGCCUCACCAGUGUUUCACAGAGGACACAGCCAGCCCAGGGCAAGAGGAGGCAUCUCUGAGCAAGCAGUACAGGAGCUCAUGGCCCACCUUAACCUUCUGGUGUAAUGGAAGGAUGCAUGAUUGCUCUGCCCACUACACUGCCUAGCCCUCUAAAGAUCAUGCUUCCUGAAGAAUUGGCAAUGAAUCUGGCUUCUGGCUGCCUAUCUCUGGUCACCCCUUUUCCACCAACUGUACUGUUCAUGUAGACUGCUUGCCUUAAUUCGUUUUUCGUUUCUUUUUUUGUCUUCCAAGAUAUAAAAUUUUUGAAUGAUGCA
Molecule: messenger RNA, 3094 nt
Organism: Felis catus (domestic cat)
Lineage: Eukaryota; Metazoa; Chordata; Mammalia; Carnivora; Felidae
Gene: RSPO3
Product: R-spondin 3
Exons: 9
Coding region: 1938-2774 (278 amino acids)
Source: RefSeq, a predicted model, not a curated record